AUGCCUACUAUUUCUGUUAAUAAGCAGAAAUUAUAUGAGCUGCUCGGCAAAAAUUAUACCAAUGAUGAGUUUGACGAGUUAUGUUUCGAGUUUGGUAUUGAGCUAGAUGAAGAUACCACUGAAGAGGCUUUAAAAAAUAAUGAAGAACCAGAAUUGAAAAUUGAAAUUGGUGCCAAUCGUUAUGAUUUACUAUGUAUUGAAGGUAUUGCCCAAUCUUUGAAUGAAUACUUAGGUAGAUGCGAGGCUCCAAAGUACAAGUUAAAUAAGCCAACUACUAAAUUGUACAUUGAACCUUCUACUGAACAAAUUAGACCUUAUGCCGGAGCUGCUAUUCUAAGGGGUAUUAAAUUUACGAAACAUUCCUAUGAGUCCUUUAUCUCUUUGCAAGAUAAGUUGCAUUCCAAUUUGUGCAGAAAUAGAACUCUAGUAGCUAUGGGUACACAUGAUUUUGACUCUAUCCAAGGUCCUUUCAGGUACAAAGCAUUACCACCAAAGGACAUUAAGUUCAUUGCGUUGAACCAGACGAAGGAAUUGAACGCUGCUGAGCUUAUUGAGGUGUAUAAGACUCCUGAACAGAAGAACAACUUGGGCCGUUUCGUUCACAUUAUAGAAGAUUCGCCUGUAUACCCAGUAAUUUUUGACGCGAACAACGUUGUAUGCUCUCUUCCACCAUUGAUUAACUCUGAGCAUUCUAAGAUCUCACUUGAAACCCGUAACGUUUUCAUUGAGGUUACCGCAACCGAUAGGACUAAGGCUGAAAUCGUGUUAAAUCAAUUGGUUGCAAUGUUUUCUAGAUAUUGCGAUGAGGCUUUUGCUGUUGAAGCUGUAGAAGUUAUUUCUGAACAUAAUAAAGAGUCACGUCUAACCCCUAACCUCGAGCCAAGGAAGAUGAACAUUUCUUUGGAAAGCAUUAAUUCAUGUUUGGGGCUAUCUUUGUCUGCGGAAGAAAUUUGUGCUUGCUUGAAGAAAAUGUCUCUUCACGGUGCUCUAUCACCUAACGACGAUGAGUUGGAAGUUACAAUUCCAAUUACCAGACCUGAUAUUCUACAUGCCUGUGAUAUUUUAGAAGAUGUCGCAAUUGGCUAUGGCUACAACAAUUUGCCAAAACAUAACAUGUUAUCUAAUGCUAACUUUGUUCCUCGUCCUUUGCCAAUUAACAAAGUAUCGGAUAUUUUUAGGCUUGCAUCUAGUCAAGCUUCAUGGUUAGAAGUGUUGCCUCUAACUUUGUGUUCACAUGAUGAGAACUUCAAGUUCUUGAGAGUUGUAGAUGAUGGCACUCGCGCUGUAAAACUAGCUAACCCUAAAACAGCAGAAUAUCAGGUUGUCCGUACUACUUUACUACCUGGUAUUUUGAAAACGAUAAAAGAAAACAGAAAGCAGCCAUUGCCUAUGAAGGUCUUUGAAAGUGGUGACAUUGUGUUAAAGGAUGAUACGCUAGAAAGAAAGGCAUUCAAUCAACGUCACUGGGCUGCUAUUUAUGCUGGUAAGAAUUCCGGAUUCGAAGUUAUCCAGGGUUUACUAGGCAAAAUUAUGCAAACUUUCAGAACCGAAUGGCUUCCCGACUUUGGCAAUGGUGCCAACGGUAGAGGUUACUGGAUCGAACUAGAUGAGUCACUCCCAACCUAUUUCCCAGGUAGAGGUGCAAGGAUCAUGUUCAGACCAAGACAAGGCGUUGAGCCAAUGAAUAUUGGUAAUUUGGGUGUGUUACAUCCUGAAGUUAUGAACAACUUCGAUAUUCCAUACUCAGCAUCUUAUGUUGAAUUGAAUUCUGAAGUUUUCUUGUAA
Eremothecium sinecaudum is the source of this 1785-nucleotide messenger RNA. RefSeq names its product phenylalanine--tRNA ligase subunit beta (gene FRS1). Lineage: Eukaryota; Fungi; Ascomycota; Saccharomycetes; Saccharomycetales; Saccharomycetaceae. Gene Ontology annotation, molecular function: RNA binding; phenylalanine-tRNA ligase activity; ATP binding. The transcript has a single exon. The record is from RefSeq and is a predicted model, not a curated record. Gene Ontology annotation, biological process: phenylalanyl-tRNA aminoacylation. Gene Ontology annotation, cellular component: phenylalanine-tRNA ligase complex; cytoplasm. The coding region runs from base 1 to 1785 and encodes 594 amino acids.